GCCAAGAGUGCUCAUCGGAGGAGAUUACCUAAGCAUGAGCCAAGCCAUCGCACGACGAGACCGUUUUGCCUCGAUCUUCAUUUGCAUUACAUUCCUUUCUCUUCAUAUUUACACGCUUUUCACCAUAGCGCAUAACCUCUCGCUGCUCUUUUGACUGUCUCUGUACUUAGAUACAUGGAAUGACGUCGCUGAUUCUUCCCGUGGCAUGUUGGUUGUCAACCCCGUUCUCUUCGAGUUGCACUGUGACGGCGUUGACAACGUGUGAUGAUGGGAGCACGAUUGUGCUGGGAAUGGACGGAGGUGUUGGCUGGAUUUUUGCAGUAGAUGAAGGCAAGGCUCUGGAGUUGAGACCAAAGACACUUCUUUCCGGUCAUAAAUCCCCCAUUACUGCCAUAGCCCUCGGAAAGAUUGAGGUCGAAGGUGUAGCCAGAAAGGAAAAUAUCAUUCUGACAGCUUCGGAGGAUGGUGAAGUUAUCAUGUGGGAUAUCGCAGAUGGACGCUGUUUGCAGGCGAAUCAAGAAGCAUUUCCGGGAUCUGUGACUGGGAUUAAGGUAGAUGACGUCUUCGGGAAAGUACGUGAUAUGUUCGGGCUUCGCAAACGUCGUAUCAAUCCUUGAUGCAUCGUCGCUGAGUACCUUGAGAACCAUUUGUACUUACGGUAACUGGGUGGCGUCCAUGUGCCUAUAUCCUACAGAAACAAAAUACGUUGAUAAAAUCUUUGCCAUAACCCUAAACGGAGAUCUGACGGUCUCGACAUUCAAUGAGCAAGCCAUGUUAUUUACUCACGAGAUCAGACACCGCAUCGAUGCUAGUACGGGGCUGCCCGAAGCUAAGGUCGAAAUCAAUCGAUACGAUAAGAGCCUGCUUAUGACUGUGCAGAAGCGGUGCUGUAUGAUAUUUGCCGCAAAGUCCGGGAAAGUUUCGCUCACUAGUCAGAUACCCUGCGAAGACGGCAAGGGAUCAUGGAAGGGCGGCAAGUUUCUUUCGGCGGCGACCCUGUUACUCUGGAGUUCAAGUACUGUGUAUUUAUAUUAUCUGGGACCUGAUGGCGAUGUCAUUCGAACCAGCGAUUUGGCAUCUGUUCCGUCUGAUGCUGUGGUAUUAUUUGCGCGAGGAAAUCUUGCGUAUUAUGUACGAAACAUGAAUACUGGACACUCUCAGGGUAACAGUGCGGUCACUCUUAUCGCCGCUUUUCAGGAUACAAAGGAUCACAUUGAUGGCACCUCGAUUAUUGCCCAUGUUCCAGGAAAACAAAAUGGACUGCAUCACGUCUUGUCCUUUAGACAGGGUGGCGCAAUAUCUCAAUGGACGUUUUUUGCCAGUUUACUCGGAGCUCAGUUGCGGGGAGUGCAAUUGGAGAUUCUAUCCGGGAGUCAAGGACCCGGCGCUGCCUAUUUGCCUGAUGCUGAUUUCACACUUCAGUCACUAUGGCCGUUAUCUGAAGAUCCAGCACCAAAAGUAGUUUCAGUUGCGUCGGUCUCUAAUAAAUACAUUGCAAAGGGUUAUGAGAAUGGUGAAAUACGCAUCAUUCCCGUCCGUUGCGUCUUUAGUGAUUCUGCUGGUGACCGUGAAGAAGGGGCAUAUCUGACGUUGAAAGGGCACAUUGGACCAGUGACCUCUAUAUACGCACCACACCCGCGCGAAAGCGGUGGCCGCAAUGUUCUUCUGAGUGGCGGCAUGGAUUGCACGGUUAAAGUGUGGAACAUGGAUGAUGGAAAGCUCCUUGCAUCGUUCUUGAAUCACGCUGAAUAUGUGCAGGGAUUUGUACCCAUUCCAAGCGAUGCAGGACAGCGAUUGAAGUCUUCCAUUUUCUCCAUAUCGAAAGAUCGUUCCAUAGCCUCAAUUGACUUAGAAGAUUUGCGAUGUUGCUACAGAUUGACAGGGCAUUCCCAUGAAAUCGACUCGGUGCAUUGGCGCACGCUGGACGAGAUUCUGGUAGUUGCGUGCGUUGACGGAACUGCGUACAUUUGGCAGCUUAAAACCGGUCACUUGGACCGAAUAAUUAGUGGCUCUGAUGUCGAUGAUAUUUUGGCUAGCUGCGACGGCCAAGUGAGCUGUAAGAGUUUCGGGCUCGGCUACCAGCAUGUAAAUAUCAAAAAGAGCAUUUCCGCAUUUCCCAUAUACACCUCCGAAGAUGAUGCGCCCCCCUUGCUUGCUUUUCAAAUCAAUACCAAGAGACUCAUCAGUGAAAUACACGGUAAUCAGGUGUUGACACCUCCUGCGACACCACCGACAAACAGCGCGCUGUCUCGAAUCCACUCGCAAACUCAGCAUCCGCGCCGUUCGUCAUCGUUAUACUCUGAGCAUGGCAGCAUGGACCAGAGCAACAUACCAUCUCGGCCAGCCUCUCCCAAACCUUCGGCUCAACACUUCUCCCAAAACAUUUCUCACAACUUCAUGGACAUCUUUAAAAGUCGCCCAGGCUCACCAUCCUUGCUGUCAUCGAUUGGCAAGAGUGGUUCGGAGAGAGAAGUCUCCCCCGCGCCCUCUCCCAAGCGAGAGGAGGCCGAAACACCCAGGGACGAAAAUACAAAAGAGCCACCUGAUAUGGAGGCUGUCUAUGCAUUGUGCGCGGCUCUUAUGUCUUGGGGCUUGGAUAAUGACUUGGACUCUCUGUGUCAAGAGAGGGCCGACUUUGUACGUCCUGGGAAGCAUGUUGCCUUUGGGAUGCGCGGGGCAAAUGGCUACCUUUCGAUAUUUGCACCAGAAAAGAAUCCCGCUGCGGACUGGAUGAUCUCGUCCACUGUCACAGCAGCACGGCUGCUGAACCUACUAGCACUAACGCGACCUGCCCUGAGUGCUCGCGGGCUUGAAGAUCAAUUGUCGACUAUCGUCACGCACUACGGCACUACGCUGCCGUCAAUUGUUGGACGACAGUUCGCUUUCCCAUCAUUUUCUUUCUUGGCAAAAUAUUGGCAGGAUCCCAUUGCGGAGGUGCAGCAAGUGGCGAGAACAUUAUUCAACUCGACCUUAGCAAAGAUGGGCACUGAAGAAAAGGCUGCCGUCAUCGAAUAUUGGAGAGCGCAUCUUCCUGCCAUAUCGAAAAAGAAUACGAAAAUGAACACCCGAGCGGUAAUCAUACUGGGAAUUGUUGGGUCAUUGCAGCCGGAUGCCCUGAAUAUGAGGGCUUGUAAGGAUGUGGCAGAAUCCCUUGAUUUGCUGAUCAGGGAGGAAUUGAGGAGCGUGUAUCGUGUCGCCGCCGUGGAACUUCUGGGCUCUGGCUUCGCGAUAUGGGAGCCACACAUUAACGGCACUUCACUACUCCGCACCCUCAUAAAUUUCUCUGGUUUGACAACAUCGACGCAGUCAGCGAGCGGUGGUGCAGGAAGCCCUACCGCAUCACCUAAUCCCGCGUUGAUUAUGGUAGCACGUCAAGCUCUCGUGCAGAUAGCUACCAUCAACUCAGCAUUGUUUAUUAGCACACUAACGUUUGAUCUCAUGCACUCGAAAAGCGCCACUGAGCGGGCAGGAAGCUUGAAGUUGUUGGGCAUGUUCAUUGCAAAGAAACCGAUCAUCCUCUAUCCCCACCUCGCUCGAAUUGUCGAAGCUAUUGUGAAAUGUCUCGACCCUAACCAGCCGCAGAUACGAGAUAGCCUACAGCAAAUCGUAACCGUUAACUUUGCCGAGCUCGUCAAAACUUAUCCGAACGUGGCGUUCCAUCAUGCUAGUCAGCGUUUGGCUGUAGGGACAAUGGAAGGCAUUGCAAUUGUGUAUGAUGUUAGAAUUGCCGCCAGGGUACAGAUAAUGGAGGGUCAUACGAAGCCUGUCGCUGCUGUGUCUUUCUCGCCAGAUGGUAAACUGAUUGCCACGUUUUCUCUUGAAGAGAACACUGUACGGUUCUGGCAACCUACAGGCGGAUUUCUUGGCACGUUAGUAGGUGCUUUAACAACCGGCGGUGCAACCAGCGGAGCAGCCGGUGUGGCAGCCCUUGCUAGUGUCGGCGGUGUGGGGCACAUGAAGAGUUUCCGCACAUUCACCCUUGGACCACCACCUGACACAAACACGAUUACUCCCUUGGAUGUGGUGCAGGGCGUGAAAUUUGAAUGGAAUGGAGAACGAAGGGUCACGUUGAAUAGCAUAAAUGGAGUCCAGUUGGCUUUUACCGUCUAAUAUCUAUCUUCUUGUAAUGCAAAGAUCGUAUGUACAUAAAUAUGGAAUCCCGGGCAAGCAGCGUAAUAGGGCAACCAAACGCUGAGUGCAACCCGGGCAAUAUGCAGCUCAUGU
Spizellomyces punctatus DAOM BR117 is the source of this 4224-nucleotide messenger RNA. RefSeq lists its product as hypothetical. The coding region runs from base 556 to 4110 and encodes 1184 amino acids. Lineage: Eukaryota; Fungi; Chytridiomycota; Chytridiomycetes; Spizellomycetales; Spizellomycetaceae. Gene Ontology annotation, cellular component: cytoplasm. Gene Ontology annotation, molecular function: protein binding. The record is from RefSeq and is a predicted model, not a curated record. The transcript is spliced from 22 exons.